Fundulus heteroclitus (mummichog) is the source of this 847-nucleotide messenger RNA. Its product is annotated as guanylin. The transcript has 3 exons. Lineage: Eukaryota; Metazoa; Chordata; Actinopteri; Cyprinodontiformes; Fundulidae. Gene Ontology annotation, cellular component: extracellular region. Gene Ontology annotation, molecular function: guanylate cyclase activator activity. The coding region runs from base 91 to 417 and encodes 108 amino acids. The record is from RefSeq and is a predicted model, not a curated record.
AGGAAAAACCAGACACACCGAGCUGAGCAUCUGCUAAGAACAACCAAGAAACUAAAGAAGCUGCAAAACAAACUGCUGCCAUCUACCGCUAUGAAGGCCACCCUUGCUGCCGUUGCUCUCCUUGUCCUGGCUCUUGGCUUGUCUUCUGAGGCCGUGCAGGUUGAAGAAAAUGGGUUGAGUUUCUCCCUGGAAGCCGUCAAGAUGCUUCAGGAUCUUGCUGAGAGCAGAGCCAUGACGGGACAGCUGAACCCGCGGUUCAGGGCCAGCCCCGUGUCCCUCUGUGCCGAGCCCAUGCUGCCCCAGGAGCUGCUGCCCCUCUGCAAGCAGACAGGAGGCUCUGCAUCUCUGGUCAGACUAGCUGCGGUUCCCAUGGACGUCUGUGAGAUCUGUGCCUUUGCUGCCUGCACCGGUUGCUAAACUCCUACUGCAAGCCAGAAGCAUCUUGCCUCUCUUUAGGGUGGUGAUCUUUUUGUACUCCCAUCCCCUUUAAAACCCAAUAAUUGUUACCCUAAAAUUAUGAGCCAAAGGCUUCAUCCCUGAUGUUUUAACUCGGCCCAGUUGGGCACUUGAUGUACUUUUGAAAUAAUUAUUAGACCAAAAAAUUGGCCAUAAAAAAUAUUAAUCAGACUGAGGAAUGUUUCAAAAACUGUUACUUUGUAGCGUAUUGACGUUAUUUUUUUAUUAUUAUUCAACAGACAGCUCUUUGCCAAACAGUUUAUAUUGGAUUUUACAUUGGUUGUUACAUUUCUUUUACCUUGCUUUAUAUAUUUAACGAGAUGUUUUCUUUUUGCUUUUUUUGUAUUACUAUUAUUUUGAAUAAAAAGCCUUCUCUCAUUGACUUUGUGGA